CAGUCACAGAGAGAUGAUGGAGAGCUGCUUUCCUCUCGGAUUAGGGAUUCAUUCCAUCCUCCGCUCUUUCUGGAUUUUUUUCUGGAUUUAUUCCAUUUCUUCUUUCUCGCUGUUUUCGUCAUUCAGAUGAAUUGAUGAUCGAUUAAUUGAUUGGAUUUAUGUGUCGUCGGCCAGCUGGAAAAGUUGAGCAUUUUCUGAGUGUUUGGAAUUAAAUUAUGGGCACAUUCAAAAUAAAAUAAUCCAUUUAUAUUUUGGAGCUGAAACUGCUCAGAGAUGUACGUGGAGAACGGGAAAAGUACUGGUCGGAACGGCUACACCAAAGGAGUGGAUGGGGAGGCAGGAGGAGGUGGGGGGGAGGAAGAGGACGAGGGUGGAGAAGGUGAUAGACGGGAAGGAGGAGAGGAGAAGGACGCAGAGUGGGAUGAAGAACUGGAUGGAGAGAUGGAAGGAGGAAGGAUGACGAGGACGGACACACUGCAUUCCACCAGCUCCACCGGAACCCAGAGGAAGAAAGGAAUCCAUGCCAAGAAACAGAUUCAGGGCAGUAACCAGGUCCAGCGUGCCCCCAGAGCCUUAUUCUGUCUGAAACUCAACAAUCCAAUCAGACAGGCAGCGCUCCACAUCGUUGAGUGGAAACCGUUUGAUAUCUUCAUCCUGUUAGCCAUUCUUUGCUAA
This is a messenger RNA of Thalassophryne amazonica, 675 nucleotides long. Its product is annotated as voltage-dependent L-type calcium channel subunit alpha-1D-like. Lineage: Eukaryota; Metazoa; Chordata; Actinopteri; Batrachoidiformes; Batrachoididae. The transcript has 4 exons. The record is from RefSeq and is a predicted model, not a curated record. The coding region runs from base 274 to 675 and encodes 133 amino acids.